UAACACGUCAUCACGUUCAGCCGACCGAGUUACGAGUUUUGUCUGACUCAUUUAUAUCAUCAUGUUAAAUCCUACAUACUUUAUUUUAUUAUCUUUUCUUUACAAACUUUGUUAAAAGCUUAUCCGGAGCGUGAGCAUUGUUGAAAUGUUCAUCAUGUACGUUUUUUUCGGUUUAUAGCUCGAGUGACGUCAUAGAACUUCCACGCCAGCGAUGAGUGAAACAUUACUUUUCUGUCUUUUACUAUUUUCUAUCACUAACUACUCGGAAGCUGCUUUUCUCAUUCAUGUCGACCUCGGAAGAACAGCAGCACGACUGGAACACUUCUGGAGAAGCACUGGCUUCUGUCCUCCCCUCCCUCACACCCAGGCUCACCAAUAUGACCUGGGCAUUGACCAGCAACAGAACCUGGCCUAUGUGGGUUCUGUCCCCCACGGAGGGAUCCAGCAGGUCCGAAUACACUGGAUGUUGGAGCUGGUCUCUGGACAAGAUAUCGGAGGCCAACCCCAGUACGAUUUUACAAAACUGGACCAGCUGAUUAGUCUCUUAUGGAUUAAUGGACUUCAACCAGGUUUUGAACUGAUGGGCAGCGUGUCAAACUAUUUCAGCGACUUUGAAGACAAAGUUCAAGUGUAUAAGUGGAAGAAUCUGGUUUAUCUCAUCGCCAAGAGGUACAUAGACAGAUACGGUCUGGGGAGUGUAUCUCAGUGGAACUUUGAAACAUGGAACGAGCCCAACAACCACGACUUUGAUAAUGUCAGCAUGUCAAUUCAAGGUUUCCUAAAUUACUACGAUGCCUGUUCGGAAGGUCUGCGGGCUGCCAGCCACCUGUUGAGGCUGGGAGGACCAGGAGACUCCUGUCACUCGGCCCCACACUCAUCAUACUGUUGGGCCAUGCUUCAGCACUGCUACAAUGGCACAAACUACUUUACUGGAGCAACAGGGGUCCGGAUUGACUACAUAGCCCUGCAUAAGAAGGGAGGAGGCCACUCCUUGCCCAUCCUUCAACAGGAAAUGCAGACAGUGGAGGAGAUCCAUCAGCGCUUCCCUCGGUUCCACAGCUUGCCCGUGUACAACGAUGAGGCUGAUCCACUGGUGGGCUGGUCCAGGCCUGAGGAGUGGAGAGCAGACGUGACCUACGCUGCCAUGGCGGUCAAGGUGAUCAGCCAGCACCAGGAUCUGAAAUUAGCAAACAGCACCAUGAACUACACCCUUCUGAGCAACGACAACGCCUUCCUUAGCUACCACCCGCACCCCUUCACCCAGCGCACGCUGACCGCUCGUUUCCAGGUCAACAACACCCGGCCUCCUCACGUGCAGUUCAUCAGGAAGCCCAUCCUCACUGUCAUGGGCCUGCUGGCUCUUCUAGGUGAGACGCAGGUCCUGGCGCAGGUUGUUAAAUCCUCAGGAGCCAAUGACAGCACAGUGGGAGUCCUGGCGAGCAGUCACCAGCCCCAAUUCCCCUGGGGCUCAGACAGCUGGCAAGGGACCGUGCUGGUCUACAACAGUGACGACAACCGCACCUCCAACAGCACUGAUGACGUCACCGUGUCAUUGCGAGGACUGGAGUCACACACAGGUGUGGUGUACGUCACCUAUCUUAUGGACAACAACGUGAGCAACCCGUAUCAACAAUGGCGGAACAUUGGCAGUCCCAACUACCCAACAGUAGAACAAUUCAGUCAAAUCCGGAACACUCAGGACCCUCUGGUUGACGGACCCUGGCCGGUGCCUGCAGGCGACACACUGACUUUGAAGGCAAGACUGUGUGUUCCCUCUGUGCUGCUGAUACACCUGUGUGCACGCUCCAAAGCUGCCCCAAACCAGGUCAACGGCUUACGCUUCAUCAAGAUCACCAAAGGCCAAGUCCUCAUUGUCUGGUCUGACGGCUGUGUGGAUUCCAAGUGCAUUCACACCUUUGAAGUGGAAUUCUCUGCAAGCCACAAUGACUUCAGCAGGAUUAAUAACCAAAACACCAUUUUUACAUCCUAUGUUUAUUCGCCAGUGGAGCAGCAAGUGAGCGGCUGGUACAGACUUCGAGCUGUGGACUACUGGAGCAGACCUGGCAUGUACUCGCUGCCUGAGAGGUACUCAGAGGACUUUUAGACACGGAUCACUUGACAUAACACAUCUAUCAUACUUAGUAGUGUUGUCCCCAUACCAAUAUUUUGGUACCCGUACCAACAUGUAUUUCCAUACUUUUCUAAAUAAAGGGGACCACAAAAAAUGU
This is a messenger RNA of Nerophis lumbriciformis (worm pipefish), 2228 nucleotides long. RefSeq names its product alpha-L-iduronidase (gene idua). Gene Ontology annotation, molecular function: L-iduronidase activity. Gene Ontology annotation, biological process: carbohydrate metabolic process. NCBI's taxonomy places the organism in Eukaryota, Metazoa, Chordata, Actinopteri, Syngnathiformes, Syngnathidae. The record is from RefSeq and is a predicted model, not a curated record.